Humulus lupulus (European hop) is the source of this 588-nucleotide messenger RNA. RefSeq lists its product as uncharacterized. The transcript has a single exon. The record is from RefSeq and is a predicted model, not a curated record. The coding region runs from base 1 to 588 and encodes 195 amino acids. Gene Ontology annotation, molecular function: RNA-DNA hybrid ribonuclease activity; nucleic acid binding. Lineage: Eukaryota; Viridiplantae; Streptophyta; Magnoliopsida; Rosales; Cannabaceae.
AUGGUUAUUGAAUGGAGCUUGGCUUUUCUAGAUCGUCACUUGAAUGCCAAUGGUGGUUCUCUCCCCGCCAGUGAGUCCUCGAGGGAAGCCUCGAAAGUGCAUCAAUGGGAGAAACCAGUGGAGGGUGUUGUCAAAAUUAAUUGUGAUGCUGGUCUUGACCAUGUUGCAAAGAAGGCUGGUGCUGGGGCGGUUUUCCGUGACUUUCAUGGCAUGGUCCUUGCCUCUAGUACGUGGUCAUGGGAUCAUUUAUUGGACCCUAUUAUUGCUGAAGCCUUGGCGGUUUAUCACAGUAUUUUGUUGUGCUAUAGACUUGGGUAUCAUACGGUGGUCAUUGAAUCUGAUUGUGCCAAUAUGGUCCGUGCUAUUAACAGUCACAAGAUCGAGCAUUCUUAUCUAGGAUAUAUUUUUAGGGAUAUUCUUGCUUAUUGUAAUUCCUUUCAUAGUAUCUCCUUUACUUUUUGUCCUAGAAUGGCCAAUAGUGUUGCUCACUCUUUAGCUAAGUUUGCUUUAUCUCUUUCUAAUGAUUUUAUUUGGUGGCUUGAAUACCCCGAGUGUAUCAAUGUUGUAAUUCAGGAUGACAUUACUUGA